ACUGCAUCGCUUCAUCGACAACCACACACUUCCUGACAACCACUCAGAACCGGAGCCAUGGGUCGUCUUCACAGCAAAGGAAAGGGUAUCAGCGCCUCGGCCAUCCCAUAUUCGCGAACAGUGCCCACGUGGUUCAAGAGCACCCCCGAGACCGUCGAGGAGAACAUCUGCAAACUCGCCAGAAAGGGUGCAACUCCCUCGCAGAUUGGUGUUGUCCUCCGUGAUAGCCAUGGUGUCGCCCAGGUCAAGGUCGUUACUGGUAACAAGAUUCUGAGAAUCCUCAAAUCCAACGGACUUGCACCCGAAAUCCCAGAAGAUCUCUACAUGUUGAUCAAGAAGGCUGUCGCUGUCCGAAAGCAUCUCGAGCGCAACCGAAAGGACAAGGACUCCAAGUUCCGCCUCAUUCUCAUCGAAUCCAGAAUCCACCGCCUUAGCAGAUACUACAAGACCGUCGGUGUUCUGCAGCCCAACUGGAAAUACGAGAGCGCCACUGCCAGCACCUUGGUCGCAUAAACCAUUCGCGUCCAAAGGCUCCAAUCACGUGAAUAUGGUUCAGGAAAACUUCAAGAUUAUCACAGGACAUGUUUGAGAGAUCAACAUGACUCUUGAAUCUCAAUCGAGGCAUCCCGCCACGUUGAAGUGACAAGAAGGGCGGGCAGGCCUACAUUAGGCGCUUGCAAGCGGAUCUCAUUUUAGUCGAUGAAAAGAAAAGAUGAAGAUUCAUCUUGAAUCAGAAUACUCCUGGUUCUCAGAUUUAGCAUGCCAAUCAAUUCUGCGCAAGGCAUUUUUCCCCUCGGCCUAGAUAGUUGCAUUGGUGUCGAUCAUUCUUUUCCUCCUCCUUACCUCCCCUUGCUU
This is a messenger RNA of Exophiala mesophila, 855 nucleotides long. RefSeq names its product 40S ribosomal protein S13. Gene Ontology annotation, molecular function: small ribosomal subunit rRNA binding; structural constituent of ribosome. Gene Ontology annotation, biological process: translation. Gene Ontology annotation, cellular component: cytosolic small ribosomal subunit; nucleolus; ribosome. The coding region runs from base 58 to 513 and encodes 151 amino acids. The transcript has 4 exons. The record is from RefSeq and is a predicted model, not a curated record. Lineage: Eukaryota; Fungi; Ascomycota; Eurotiomycetes; Chaetothyriales; Herpotrichiellaceae.